This is a messenger RNA of Exophiala viscosa, 876 nucleotides long. Its product is annotated as glycerol 3-phosphatase 1. The coding region runs from base 100 to 825 and encodes 241 amino acids. The transcript is spliced from 3 exons. Lineage: Eukaryota; Fungi; Ascomycota; Eurotiomycetes; Chaetothyriales; Herpotrichiellaceae. Gene Ontology annotation, molecular function: beta-phosphoglucomutase activity; sugar-phosphatase activity. The record is from RefSeq and is a predicted model, not a curated record.
CUCCAUUACUACAUAAACCAGGCUACUAUAGAUCAUAUCAAACUGCAGGUUUCAUUAUAGCACGACGAUAUUAGCUACUUGCGUUGAAUCUUCGAAAACAUGGGGUCAAUCGAAGAAUCUUCAUUUUCUGCAUCUCCUGAGAUCUUGACGGCCAAUGGACUACUGUUUGAUUUUGAUGGCACCAUUAUAGAUAGCACAGAAGCCAUUGUCAAACACUGGCACAAGGAGGCAGAGUCAAUGGGAGUAGAUCCAAACGUCAUACUGGCUACAUCACAUGGCAGAAGAAGUAUCGACACCUUCAAGAUUCAUGAUCCCUCCAAGGCCAAUUGGGAAUAUAUCAACCAUCAAGAAAGUUUGAUACCCAAGUUAUUUGGAAAAGAUGCAGUCGAGAUCUCCGGUGCUCGAAACCUCCUCGAGAGCCUUGAAGCAGUCAGUGCGCCCUGGGCUGUAGUGACUUCUGGUACGCGGGCUCUCGUGAGUGGUUGGAUUGACGUUCUCAAACUUGCGCACCCACGCUGUCUGGUGGUGGCAGAGGACGUCGACGAAGGGAAACCUCAUCCUGCCUGUUAUCUGCUUGGUCGGAAGAAACUGGGAUUGUCCGAGAACUCUCACAUGAUUGUCCUCGAAGAUGCUCCAGCUGGUGUCCGUGCAGGCAAGGCCGCUGGUUUCAAGGUCAUCGGACUGGCGACGACGCAUUCCAUUGGUCAACUAGAGGAAGCGGGGGCCGACUGGAUUGUGCAAGACUUGCGGAGUGUGACGCUGAAGAGCUUCGCCAACGGUCUGCUACAAAUCGAGAUCUCCAACGCCCUGGUCAAUGCACCCUGAGAUAGCGGGACCGCUUCUACAUCUUCAACAUUGAGCAUUUCUGAGCACGGC